AUGCAACAACAACAAGAAACAAGUAAUAAUAUGCAUACUGCUACUACUUCUACUACUACUACUAGUAGUAGUGUUGUUAAUAUAACAAUACCACUAUCGGAGAUUGAACAAUAUAAACAACGUAUUAAAGAUUUAGAAAAUGAUAAUAUUAAAUUAAAAUCAAAGAUUGAAAAAUUACAAAAUGCAAAUACUAACCUUCAAUUACAAGUUGAAGAGGAAGAAGAAUUAAUAACAAAUAAAUUGAUGAAGAAAUUAAAUCGAUUAAAGAAGGAAAAAGAAACACUUGUUAAACAAGUUGAAGAAGAAGAAGAAUUGUUAACAAAUACUUUACAAAAGAAACUUGAAAAGGUUCAACAAGAAAAAAUUUUUAUUGAAAGUAAAUUAAAACAAGAUAAGGAAUAUAUUGUUACUCAAUUGAGAAAACAAUUAGAAUCUGUUUUGAGUGAAAAAUAG
Messenger RNA from Naegleria gruberi, 453 nucleotides. RefSeq lists its product as uncharacterized. The record is from RefSeq and is a predicted model, not a curated record. Lineage: Eukaryota; Heterolobosea; Eutetramitea; Acrasida; Naegleriidae. The transcript has 2 exons. Bases 1 to 453 code for a protein of 150 amino acids.